Messenger RNA from Pelagomonas calceolata, 2309 nucleotides. NCBI's taxonomy places the organism in Eukaryota, Pelagophyceae, Pelagomonadales, Pelagomonadaceae. The record is from the annotation of a GenBank genome assembly.
GGGGACGCGUGGGCCGGGCGCCGAGCCGCACAACAUUCUCUGCUUAUUGUAGCCGGGAGGCCGGGCCAAGGCUCCCCCAGCGCCCCUGAGGCACCGCCCCGAUGGCGACGCCUCCCCCCCCGCCCCCCUCCACCCCAAGGACCCCCCAGCCGCGCCGCGCCGAGACCGUCCACAGCGCCGGCGGCGUCGGCUCGACGCUCAAAACGACGGACGCGGCGCUAGUCAUCUACUUAGCUGAUGCGUGGGCGGCCAGAGCCGUGCUAGGUGGCCGAAGGAAAUUAGAAGUCACGCCGUGGACGACAGUUCGGGAGACGAAAGCACUGGUCGCCAAGCUCCUGAAGAUCCCUCCGCAACGACAGCGGCUCUUCUGGCGCUCUACGGAGUUAGUUGAUGCUCGAACGUUGGAAGAAUCCGGAGUCCAUAAAUCGGGCGAGACGUUACUUUUUGACGUUUCUCACCAAGCUACGGCGAGUUCUCCGACUCUCGAACCGGUGUCGUGCGCCGCCAUCCACGAGGCGGAAGGCGCCUUGCCGCCUCCUCUAGGGAAGGCCCUGCUGAAAGCUCGACGGGGCUUAGUUGUCGGUCGACGCAAACCUGAAUUAGCUCUAGAUGGUACUGGAGGUACUUAUUUCUUGGCCGGCCUCGACGGCGUCUACGCGGGCUGCUUCAAGCCGUCGGACGAGGAGACGUUCUGCGAGAACAAUCCUCGCUUGUUCGCGGGCGAUUCGUCGGCUUUGAGGAGGGGCGUGAGGCCGGGCGAGGCCCACGCGAGGGAAGUCGCCGCCUAUUUACUAGAUGCGCGCAGUGGCUCGUUGGCCGGCGUCCCGGCGACAACAUUGGCAACCUCGUCCCACAAGAACUACGCUUAUGCUGAUAGACGCGUAGUCGAGAAGAUCGGGAGCUUCCAGGUCUACGUGCCCCACGACGGCGUCGCCGAGGACUUUGCUCCUUCCACCUUUGAUGUGGCGCGCUUGCAAGCCAUCGCGGCGCUCGACGUCCGCUGUUUGAACAGUGACAGGAACGCGGCGAACUUGCUGGUACCAAGCAACAAGAAGAAGGACAUCCGCUUGGUGCCCAUCGACCACGGUUUUUGUUUACCGGAAGUCCUGUCCAUCGAGUGGUUCGACUGGUGCUGGAUCGACUGGAAGGCCGUUAGCGAGCCGGUCGAUCCGAGGGUCAAGGCGUCGAUUCUGUCGUUGGACGCGGAGAAGGACGCGACGGCGCUGCGCGACGCUUUGGGGUUGCGACCGAAGUCGUUGCGGCUGUUGAUAGCUGCUACCAAACUAUUACAGAAAGGUGUUAGAGCGGGAUUGACCAUCCGAGACGUCGCGGAAUUAGUAGUGAAACCCGACGAUAGCUCGAGUGCGCCGGGCGGCAAAGCCGCCGCGACCAAGGGUCGAUUGGCGGUCUGCGUCACGCGCGCCAACGAUUUAGCUGACUUAGCGGUGAAGGAAGGCCGUUCAAGAGGUGCGAGGCCGCGCUUCGUCGGGCGAGUGGUCUCGCCGCCAGCCUCGCCAGGCAAGGACGAAGACUUGAUCAGGGCCGCCGUCGCCGUGAAAGCCGCCGCGCUGCCGGCCUCGGAGCCGAUCCGCAUCACGACGUCGGGAGCCUGGGGUACCGCGUGGCCCAAACCUCCGCAACGGUCGCCGUCGCCGUCGUCCCCCAAAGGCUCGCCGCGCUGGGUCGACGGGCCGCCGUCGUCCGUUCUGGAGAGACCGCGCGGCGUGCCGGCGUCGCCCAUGGCCAGUCGCUUAUUGUCCUCUUCCUCGGGAGAUGAUUCCGACCCGCGGGGCUCUCCUUCCUCGGCGUCGUCGCCGCCCCAAGUCACGCCGCCGUCGGAACGUAUUGACGACCAACCGCGGCGCUUCUCGGCGCCGCCGUUGCCUGAUGUGGAAGCGCGCCCGCGCACCGACAGUACCGUGGGCGAAUUGCCGCGGCCGACGCCCCGCAAGGCGCGCGGCUCGCCGCUCGUACGCCUGCAUUCGUGCCCGUCGCUCGCGGAGGCGGUCUCCGUGAAGCUGGUCGACCGCAAGGAGGGCCAGCCCCUACGGAGGAACCGUUCGCGAGGCGAGUACCUCGACGGGGCCGCGCUCCGCCGCCUGCGCUCGCAUGACGAAGUGGAGCACGACGCGCACUUCGCGCACUACCUCGACGGUUUAUUGGACGACCUCGUGGCCUGGAAGAAGCGGCGCGUCGACUACCCGGCGCUGUCGACGACGGCCUAGGUCUUUUUCCGCGCGCGGCCCGGACGGCCGUGCUGCACAAUUUGACCCGCACAAAAAGCAAAAUAUAAAAGCCAUUUCUUGUUG